AUGUUGAGAGCCUCGUCCAUCAGAUCCACUUUACUCCGCCAGCCAGCCUUCUUCAGAGGCGUUGCCACCAAGGAACACGACAUCGUCGUCAUUGGUGGUGGCCCAGGUGGGUACGUUGCUGCCAUCAAGGCCGCCCAGGAAGGGUACAAUGUCGCCUGUAUCGAAAAGAGAGGCGCUCUCGGGGGUACCUGUUUAAACGUCGGGUGCAUUCCAUCCAAGUCUUUGUUGAACAACACCCAUUUGUACCACACCAUCAAGCACGAUACCGUCAAGAGAGGUAUCGAGGUCGGUGAAGUCAACAUCAACAUUGCCAAGUUGCAGACCGCCAAGGAUACCGUUGUUAAGCAGCUCACCAGCGGUAUCGAGUCUUUGUUCAAGAAGAACGGUGUCACUUACUACAAGGGUACCGCCUCUUUCGUUGAUGCCAACAACGUCUCCUUUGCCCCAACCGACGGCUCCGAGGAAACCAUCCUUAAGGCCAAGGACAUUAUCAUCGCCACCGGUUCCGAGCCAACUCCAUUCCCAGGUAUCCAGAUCGAUGAAGAGAGAAUUGUCUCCUCCACUGGUGCGCUUGCCUUGAAGGAAAUCCCAAAGAAGAUGGCCAUCAUCGGUGGUGGUAUCAUCGGGUUAGAAAUGGCGUCUGUCUGGUCCAGAAUUGGCACUGAGGUAACCAUCAUCGAGUUCCAGAACGCCAUCGGUGCCGGUAUGGACGGUGAGGUCGCCAAGACCACGCAGAAGUUGUUGACCAAGCAGGGCUUGAAGUUCAUGUUGGGGACCAAGGUCACCAAGGGUGUUAGAGAAGGCGAAACCGUCAAGAUCGAGGUCGAGUCCGUCAAGGAUGGCAAGAAGUCCGAGUUGGACGCCGACGUUUUGUUGGUUGCCAUUGGCAGAAGACCAUACACCGAAGGCUUGGGCGCCGAAAAGGUCGGUUUGGAUAUCGACAACAGAGGCAGAUUGGUCAUUGACUCCGAGUUCAGAACCAAGGUUCCACACAUCAGAGUCAUUGGUGACGUCACCUUCGGUGCGAUGUUGGCCCACAAGGCUGAGGAGGAAGGUAUUGCCGCCGUUGAGUACAUCAAGAACGGUCACGGUCACAUCAACUACGCCAACAUCCCAUCUGUCAUGUACUCCCACCCAGAGGUUGCUUGGGUCGGUCAGACCGAAGAGCAGUUGAAGGAGGCUGGCAUUAAGUACAAGACUGGUAAGUUCCCAUUCAUUGCCAACUCCAGAGCCAAGGCCAACCAGGACACCGACGGUUUCGUCAAGUUCAUCGCUGAAGCCGAGACCAACAGGGUCUUGGGUGUCCACAUCAUCGGGCCAAACGCCGGUGAGAUGAUCGCCGAGGCUGGCUUGGCUCUCGAAUACGGUGCCUCUACCGAGGACGUUGCCAGAACCUGUCACGCCCACCCAACCUUGGCCGAAGCCUUCAAGGAAGCCGCUUUGAUGACCCACGGUAAGGCUAUCAACUUCUAA
Molecule: messenger RNA, 1473 nt
Organism: Babjeviella inositovora NRRL Y-12698
Lineage: Eukaryota; Fungi; Ascomycota; Pichiomycetes; Serinales
Gene: LPD1
Product: dihydrolipoyl dehydrogenase
Exons: 1
Coding region: 1-1473 (490 amino acids)
Cellular component (GO): mitochondrion; oxoglutarate dehydrogenase complex
Molecular function (GO): dihydrolipoyl dehydrogenase (NADH) activity; flavin adenine dinucleotide binding
Source: RefSeq, a predicted model, not a curated record